This is a messenger RNA of Octopus bimaculoides (California two-spot octopus), 876 nucleotides long. Its product is annotated as trypsin-3. Lineage: Eukaryota; Metazoa; Mollusca; Cephalopoda; Octopoda; Octopodidae. Gene Ontology annotation, molecular function: serine-type endopeptidase activity. Gene Ontology annotation, biological process: proteolysis. The record is from RefSeq and is a predicted model, not a curated record.
GCCAAGCAAACUGUGUGCAUGCAGAUUUCAGGUUUUGAUCACCAUGUAUAAAUCUCUUGGCUUGAUCAUCCUUGCAGUGGUGGCCUGCUUCCAUGCAGUACCCAUUAAGGAUGUAGACGAACAUAUUGUGGGUGGAAGUGACAGUCGACAUUGUGAGUUUCCUCAUAUGGUAUACCUCGAUAUUGCCCUGGGUGAUGGAGGAACAUUCUGUGGUGCAUCUUUGAUUGGCAAGAAACAUGUCUUGACAGCAGCCCAUUGUCUUAAAAACAAAGACGUUACGGGAAUUACUGCUAACUUUGGAUCAACCAACAAGAAUAACGCAACAGUUCAGAUACCCGUAAAGAAAUGGGUGUUGCAUCGGAAUUACGUGAGAGGGCGUACUUUCGAUAAUGACAUUGCUAUCUUGGAAUUGAAGUCACCUGUCCCGACCAGCCGAUGUAUCAUGCCUAUAGAGGUACCAAAGAAAGGAGAUACAUUCAAAACGCGAUGUGUCACUGCUGGAUGGGGUCAGACCGGAGAAACUGGACAUUACCCAAUCCAGAUGAAACGAACUAAUAUUGAUAUCAUCCCAAAUGAUAAAUGCCAACCCUAUUCUCCUGGUGCCUCGGUUGAAAUGCAUAUCUGUGCUGGCGACCUCAAAAGAAAUGGACAAAAUAUUUGUUACGGAGAUUCUGGCGGUGGUCUUAUCUGCAGGAGGAACUCUGAUAACAAAUACGUCGUUGCUGGCAUUUCUUCUUACGGCUUUGAUUGUGAUGAAGGAUUCGGUGUCUUCACAAACACCGCCAAUUACAGAGAUUUCAUUAAUAACAAUACUACAUAGUAACUCGGUCCCAAACAAUAAACCAUUUUAUUAAAUGAAUAAAUCUUUAAAUCAAA